Messenger RNA from Scleropages formosus (Asian bonytongue), 727 nucleotides. RefSeq lists its product as uncharacterized. The record is from RefSeq and is a predicted model, not a curated record. The transcript is spliced from 4 exons. NCBI's taxonomy places the organism in Eukaryota, Metazoa, Chordata, Actinopteri, Osteoglossiformes, Osteoglossidae. Bases 44 to 727 code for a protein of 227 amino acids.
GCCAAAACCUGAACUAUCCCAACUAUGUUUACCCCACGGAGAGAUGAGAGUGUCCUGUUCCUCUCGGGACGAAUAUUCAGAGCUACGGUGGACCCUGGAGAACCAGAACCUAAACAGGAAUGUGGCCUAUCUGAGCAGCCAAAGGGACACUGUCAUACUGAAGGGGAACGUGUCUGGAGCUCUGGGCUGUGAAGUCAGGAAUCAUGUCAGUAACAGUACCAACACGCUCCAGAUUGUGCCCUGUCCAGGAAUUGACACCGCUGUGACUUUGUGGUGUAAUUCAGCGAACGGAACAGAGGUCUCAUUCACGAUCAGCGCUGCACACUCCCGCUCGGUGCCGAGUAUCACCAGGAUGUUUUUCACUUUUUCUGGGGAAGACCCGGUGCUUGUUAUUUGCAACAGCAGAGCCGACAUGCGGUACCCAACGGUUAUUUUAUUGAUAUUAGCUGCCUCGGGAGUCUUUAUAGCUGUUGCUCUACUUGCAAGAACAUACUGUCUCCAAGUGAGGACCACCAGACACCGCAGUUCCCCAUCAAGUCAGCAAUCAGAUGAAGAGAACGUCCCUGAGCCAGUCUACACGCAAGUUAGUGUGAGGAAAAAGAAGAAAAGUACAGCAAUAGAGCAAGCAGCACUAGAGGAGGUGCAGUACGGACAGGUGAAACUCAGCGAACAUGAUACCCUGUCUGACAGUUUAGGGAUUUCUGUAUAUACUGUGGUUCGGCAAUAG